This is a messenger RNA of Drosophila mojavensis, 4993 nucleotides long. It is a transcript of the gene gw, whose product is annotated as protein Gawky. Gene Ontology annotation, molecular function: protein binding; RNA binding. The coding region runs from base 330 to 4610 and encodes 1426 amino acids. Gene Ontology annotation, cellular component: P-body; nucleoplasm. Gene Ontology annotation, biological process: positive regulation of nuclear-transcribed mRNA poly(A) tail shortening; miRNA-mediated gene silencing by inhibition of translation. The transcript is spliced from 10 exons. Lineage: Eukaryota; Metazoa; Arthropoda; Insecta; Diptera; Drosophilidae. The record is from RefSeq and is a predicted model, not a curated record.
UACUUAUUUUUGGUAUUUUCACAUUCCCAACUGGUGGUCACACAUAUUCAAAGAAAAGAGUGAGCGAGAGCAACGAUCGGUAGAAGUGCGUUUUAAAUAGGCAAUAUCAACAAAGAUCUGUGUUUCGGAUAUGUAUAUAUCGAUUAUAAAGAAGCAAAUAUAGUUUAACAAUUGAAAACAAGAUUAUUAUCAACAGCCGUAAAAGUUCAUUUAACGACAAUGACGAUGAUGACAAUGCUAAUACAAAUAUAGUCAAGACUGGAUGUGAAAAUUAUAGGAAUGCGCCACAUGCUAGUCCAGCUAAAUAUCAGUUAAAACAAUUGUACACAAUGCGCGAGGCGCUUUUCUCACAGGAUGGCUGGGGAUGCCAGCAUGUUAAUCAGGAUACCAAUUGGGAGGUACCCAGUUCCCCGGAGCCAGCCAAUAAAGAUCCAUCGGUGCCAUCGAUGUGGAAGCCAAACAUUAACAAUGGCACCGAUUUAUGGGAAUCGAAUUUAAGAAAUGGAGGCCAGCCACCUGCCCAACAAGUGCCAAAGCCAUCAUGGGGCCACACGCCGUCGUCCAAUUUGGGUGGUACUUGGGGCGAGGAUGAUGAUGGUGCGGAUAGCACAAGUGUUUGGACUGGUCAAUCAUCGAAUAGUGCAGCUUCCAAUGUUCCUGUGGGCGCCAACGUCCCGGGCGUCGGAUCUUCAACGGCGCCCCAGUGGGGCCAAGGCGUCGGAGUUGGAGUGGGUGUUGGAGUUCCCUUAAAUACAGCGGGAAAUAAUAGUGUGCCAACAACUGGCGCACUGCCUGUUGUCGCACCUGGAUGUGGAAGUAACGGAAAUAAUUUAAGUGGGACUGGAGCUGUUGGAGGAGGAGCUGGAGCUAAUGUUGGUAAUACUGGCAAUGGCUGGGGAGAUCCUCGUGAUAUGCGACCGUUAGCUGGAGCUGGUGGCGGUGGCCCUAUUGACAUUCGAAACGUCGAUCCGCGUGACCCGAUAACAAUGCGUGGGGUUGGGGCACCAACUGGGGAUCCAAGGGAUUUACGCAUGAUUGAUCCAAGGGAUCCGAUACGCGGCGAUCCGCGUGGUAUAUCGGGUCGUUUAAAUGGUACAUCCGAAAUGUGGGGCCAUCAUCCACAGAUUGCCCACAAUCAAAUUCAAAAUAUCAACAAAAUGGUUGGCCCUGUUGUAGGCACUGCUGGAGCGAAUAUGACUAACUCAAAUAUUGGUCCAGCUGGCGUUGGCUCCAUCUCAAGUAACAUUGGAGCACAAUGGGGUGCCGCGCCACAAGCUGUCGUUGGCGGCGGCGGUGGUACUGUUGGUGUUGGAGUUCCAAAGGACUUAGCGAAGCAAAUAACAGGAUGGGAGGAACCAUCACCGCCACCACAACGACGAAAUAUACCCAAUUAUGAUGACGGAACUUCACUAUGGGGACAACAGACGCGUUUACCCGGCAGCGGUGGCCACUGGAAGGAUAUGACGGACUCGAUGAGCCGCAGUCAUUUGAUGCGUUCCCAAAAUCCAUCGAGCCAAAUUGUUGGCAGUAGUAAUGUGCCCGGCGGUGUUGGUGGGAAUCCAAAUAACACAAUGGCUGGAGUUGUCGGGCCACAGUCCCGAUUGUCGAGCACAGCCGGACCAACUGGAGGAGUUGGAGUUAGUGGACAGCAUGGCAAAGCGGAUUCUGGUGCCAUGUGGGUCCAUCCAAAUAAUAGUGGAGCUGCUAGUGGAGGCCGAAAUGCUCAACAACAAGUCAGCUCCUGGGGCGAUGAUAGUCACAAUGUUGGUGUCGUUGGUGCUGGUGGUGGAGGUGGCUCUGUCGGCGGCAGCAAUUGGGUCGAUGAUAAGCAGAACAGUUCACUGGCUCAAAUUGGCGGAAAUUCCACAUCGUGGAGCGACUCUCCGUCUGGUGGCGUAGGAUGGGGCAAUAAACAAAACAAAUUAUCAACAACAGGUGGCGCCUCAUCUGGCUGGAGCAAUCCUAACACAGUUGGCGGCAAUGUCGAUGGUAAUGAUAUAUCUUCGGACUGGCCACAUGGUGGCGCAAUCGUUGGUAAAGCACAACAGCAACAGCAGCAGCAGCAACAACAACAGCAGCAACAGAAGCUUGCUGGCAUUAAUGUUGGAGUUAGCAUACUUAACACAGAUAUUGUUAAGCAGAGCAAGCAAUACAGAAUUUUGGUGGAGAAUGGCUUUAAGAAGGAAGACGUUGAGCGAGCAUUGCUGAAUAGCAAUAUGAAUAUUGAGGAUGCAGCUGAAAUGUUGCGUGCCAAUACAAGUUCGUCAGUGGCGGCAAUCGAUGGCUGGCGCCGUCACGAUGAAGUACUUGGUUCCUAUGCUGAUCAUUCAAAUACUACGAAUAGUGGUGGAUUUCCACAACGUUAUCCAGCACAACCUUCAAUGUCAUUCCCUCCGAAUAAUCUUAUGACGAAUAUGAGUGGGACAGCUGUAACUGGUGGCAACAAUCCAAAUAUGGCUGCAUUGCAAGUGCAAAAAUAUUUAAACCAAGGAGGUGGACCUCCACAUGGCGUUGCGCUUGGGCCACAAUCUGUAAACGCAUCAAAUGCAUCGGUUGUUGGAUUCUGCCAAAAUCCACCGAAUUCAGCGCCAGCGGUCAAUAUGGCAUCAAAUGCUAAUAAUCAACCAUCGGGCCAGCAUAUUCGUAUGCUUGGCCAGCAAAUCCAAUUGGCCAUACACAGUGGCUUUAUAUCCAGUCAAAUUUUGACACAGCCUCUAACACAAACAACGUUAAAUUUAUUGAAUCAACUACUCAGCAGUAUAAAGCAUCUUCAAGCAGCACAGCAAUCACUUUCUAGAGGCGGCAAUACCAAUCAAAUGGUUGCCAAUUUAGCAAUCGCCAAAUAUAAACAACAAAUUCAGAAUUUACAAAACCAAAUCAAUGCACAACAGGCUGUUUAUAUAAAGCAGCAGAAUUUGCAACAAAAUUCACAGCAACAGCAUCAAUCCGGACAUUUGAAUAAUUCUGGAAAUGAUUAUUUAAGAAAUCAUGAUGCGAUCGCCACACUACAAGGAAACUUUCCGGAGCUUAAUCUUAAUAAGCCAAGUGGCUAUCAGGGUGCGCCUAAUCAGCAGUCCCGCUUAAAUCAGUGGAAGCUUCCAGUAUUAGAAAAGGACACCAUUGCAGCAGAUAGUACUGAUUUUUCGCGAGCUCCGGGUGCAACCAAGCAAAAUUUAUCUAGCAACUCAAGCAACAUGGGACCAUUGGGUCUACAAAAUGAUGGUACUUGGUCUACUGGACGCAAUAUUGGCGAUGGUUGGCCAGAUCCAUCAAUUGAUAAUGAGAACAAAGACUGGUCAGUUGCACCAACAGCAGCUGCGUAUACCGACCUGGUACAGGAGUUUGAACCUGGCAAGCCAUGGAAGGGUUCUCAGAUCAAAAGCAUUGAAGAUGACCCAAGUAUAACUCCAGGAAGCGUUGCUCGAUCUCCAUUGUCCAUUAAUCCGACGCCAAAAGAUGCUGAUAUUUUUUCCAAUACUGGCAAGAACUCACCGACUGAUCUGCCACCAUUAAGUUUAUCUUCGUCAACGUGGAGUUUUAAUCCAAACCAAAAUUUUCCUAGUUGGUCAGACAACACUCAACAAUGUGCCACCUCAGAACUCUGGACGAGUCCUCUCAAUAAAAGCUCAUCCCGAGGACCUCCACCAGGCUUAAGCACAAAUAAAGCGGGUGGCGUUACGGCUACUACAGCACCAUCUCCUACGGUCGCCGGUAAUUCCAACGGCUGGCUACCAAAUCGAAGUGUACCCAGCACUAACACAACUUGGACUGGAGGCAACGCCAGUUCAUGGAACUCGAGUUGGUUGCUUCUAAAAAAUUUAACUGCUCAGAUUGACGGCCCUACAUUACGAACAUUGUGUGUGCAACAUGGUCCACUUGUUAGCUUCCACCCAUACUUAAACCAGGGGAUUGCCUUAUGUAAAUAUACAACGCGUGAGGAGGCUAACAAAGCACAAAUGGCGCUCAACAAUUGUGUGCUUGGAAACACAACGAUUUAUGCCGAAUCGCCGAGCGAGAACGAGGUGCAGAAUAUACUGCAGCAUUUGCCACAACAACAACAAGCUCCGUCCACCACAAACGCUGGCAGUGCAAUUGUUAACAGUGGCACUGGUACCACUGGUGGUGGCAGUAGCUCUGGUGGCACAAGCUUAUCUAGUGGCAGCAAUAGUAGUAAUGGCAAUGGCAGUGGCGGCAACGGCGGCACCAACAGCGUAUCAAAUCCUGCCGGUUCGAUCGGCGUGCCCAGCAGCAAUGCCAGUGGAGCUGGUGGGGGCUCGGUCGGUGGCGGCAGUGCAGGUGGUAACAAUAAUAAUAGUAACGGCAGUAACAAUAUGAGUCAAUCAACUAUAAAUGGUGCUACAACAAGUGGUGGCAAUACCAAUACCAAAAGCGUCGUUACCAACAACACGACCGGUGGAAGCGUUGGCGGCAACAAUAUGACAACAGCCAUGACUGUUGUUGGCCAAUCAAAUGUUGUCACUGCUGCGACCAGCGCCAAUUCGACGUGGCGCCAAACAACUCAAGCUCUACAGGGUCCAAAUAGGCCAGCCGGUAGGGAAGCAGACUAUGAUUAUAUAUCUCAAUUCGUUUGUUCCAUUGUUGAUGAUUAGUGUGAUGAUGAUAGUGAUGAUGACGAUGAUGAUUGAUUAUAAUGUUAUAUGUGGCGAGACAAUGGCAUAGUUUUUCUGUCUAUCCAAAACUCAUACACAUAUACUAAUAUAUAUAUAUAUAUAUAUAUAUAUAUAUAUAUAUAUAUAUAUAUAUAUAUAUAUAUAUAUAUAUAUACUCACACAUAUUUGGAAAAAGCUAUGUUGUUGGAAGCGUAUACACACACACACCUUAAAAGUGGAUCGAUCGACUGAUAAACGAAUGGACUUAGAAUUUUUGUAUGCCUGUAGAUUUAUUUUUUCUUCAUCGUUCAUAGUUCUUAGGGAUGUAUUUAUGUAAGAAAAAUUGAUAUAUACAUACAUACAAACAUACAUACUUUUGGAAA